CGCCCGCGUGCGUGAUGACGUCAGCGGGGCUAGAGGAGGGCGCGCUCCCCCGCUUCUGACGCACUCCGCGUCCCCGCUCCGCCGCCUGCAGCCGCCGCCUCCUGCUCCUCUUCUCUGCUUCUCGCCGUCGUCGUGUUCCCCGAACUAGUUGAGACACCAUGGCAUCCACCAAGGGAAAGCUGAUCCACGAGAUGGUGCCCAGCAAGGAGAGGGAUCCUCCCCACAGCAAGGUGACCAUCGUUGGUGUCGGCCAAGUCGGCAUGGCAGCUGCCAUCAGCGUCUUGCUCAGGGACCUGGCGGACGAGCUGGCCCUUGUGGAUGUGGUCGAAGACCGCCUCAAGGGAGAGAUGAUGGAUCUGCUGCACGGGAGCCUCUUCCUCAAGACGGCAAAGAUUGUGGCUGACAAGGAUUACUCGGUGACGGCCGGCUCCCGUCUCGUGGUCGUGACCGCGGGUGCGCGUCAGCAGGAGGGCGAGAGCCGCCUCAACCUCGUGCAGCGCAACGUCAACAUCUUCAAGUUCAUCAUCCCCAACAUCGUCAAGUACAGCCCCAACUGUAUCCUCCUUGUCGUCUCCAACCCCGUGGACAUCUUGACCUACGUGGCAUGGAAGCUGAGCGGGCUGCCCAAACAUCGCGUCAUCGGCAGUGGCUGCAAUCUGGAUUCUGCUCGCUUCCGCUACCUGAUGAGCGAGCGCCUGGGCGUCAACUCCGCCAGCUGCCACGGCUGGAUCAUCGGCGAGCACGGUGACUCCAGCGUGCCUGUUUGGAGUGGCGUGAACGUGGCCGGGGUUGGCCUGCAGUCCCUGAACCCUGACAUCGGCACGCCGAAGGAUGGUGAGGACUGGAAGUCUGUGCACAAGCAGCAUAUUGACCACUUAUGACGGUUUUUUAGUGCCUACGAGGUCAUCAAGCUGAAGGGCUACACCUCCUGGGCCAUUGGCCUGAGCGUGGCCGACCUUGCAGAGUCGAUCCUGAAGAAUCUGCGCCGUGUGCACCCCGUCUCCACGCAUUGCAAGGGUCAGCACGGAGUCCAUGAUGAUGUUUUCCUCAGCCUGCCCUGUGUGCUUGGCUCCGAGGGCAUCACUGACAUCAUCAACCAGACCCUGAAGAAAGAAGAGGAGGCUCAGGUUCAGAAGAGUGCAGAGACCCUCUGGAAUGUGCAGAAAGAGCUCACCUUCUAAAACGGGAGUCGCAAACUCGACGUUCUGUAAUGUUGAGCGUCGGGCAUUUGAAUCUAGAAAGGAAACAUUUCUGGCUUUGGCACUGCUAGGCAUAUAUACUUCCCUAAGCCUAAGUGAGCACAGCUUUGCACAUUGUGUGUUAGGCUUCCAGUGUAAUCGUUUGUCACCACAAACCUUUUGAAUGUUGAUGUGUGUACCUUGUGUGCCCUUGUAACAGCAGAAGUAGUGACACAAAAGUUAAAUGUCUGAACAUUUUCAAUAACUUUAUUUGAGUGCUGUACUGGAGAACAAAGUUUGCAUCAAUGUUCUAGACCUUGCCGUUCUCACGCCAACGUAAAUAGUUAUCCAAUUAACAGAAUCGAUCACCAAUUUGCAAUGAACUUUGGUCCAUUUAUCAAUGGCUGUGCAUAUUUUUUAAACCUACUCAUGUUUGUCAAUGUGUCCAAUGUGAUAAGCUUAACAUCGUAAUAAAUAAAUACAUGUGAUCAACAUUUUGAAAUAGUAAUUAAAUGUGAUUGGUCAGUAUAUUUCACGCAUUCAGUGUUUGCAAUACCACUGGUUGAGCAUGUGCACUUGUUAUCAUGUGUUUGUGCAGUCUUUUGAGUACAUCUGACUAAUGCUCUCCACUGGCUGUGCUUUGCUCUGUGUAACUACAUGCAACACAAAGUUAUAAGUACUGUUAACUGUGCUAGACGUAUGUGGUGGAAAAUGCCCACACGUUUUGAAACAUAAGGCUGAACCCAAGGACGUAAUCUGCAUUGCUGUACCCUUUGCAAGAAAUGGAAUAUCUGAGCGCGUCUGUGUCAUUAAACUAGUUAAAAACCA
This is a messenger RNA of Lethenteron reissneri (Far Eastern brook lamprey), 2006 nucleotides long. RefSeq names its product L-lactate dehydrogenase-like. Gene Ontology annotation, biological process: pyruvate metabolic process; lactate metabolic process. Gene Ontology annotation, molecular function: L-lactate dehydrogenase (NAD+) activity. The record is from RefSeq and is a predicted model, not a curated record. Lineage: Eukaryota; Metazoa; Chordata; Hyperoartia; Petromyzontiformes; Petromyzontidae. Gene Ontology annotation, cellular component: cytoplasm.